AGGGGUAGAGAAAAAAUGGCAUUUGAAUGCAUACAAUACAUGCAACUCUGAGAAGCUGUGCGUCUUUUAGAUACACGAACAGUAUUGGGUCUCACAGUUUAUCUUAUUCAUAAAGCCUACUUCUGUGCGUAAUCGCGUAAUUUUUUCCCCAGCCGGAAUUGACUGGGGCAGUUCGUGAAAGUCAUUUUGCUGUUGGGUUCGUAGUGGAAGUUUUUCGCCGACAUAAAGACAGAAAAAGUGAAAAGCAGGAGUCCCCAUCGGAGGAGGGGAGGGGAGGGCUGGUGCGUCCCAGCCCUCUGCAUCCAGCUGGAGCGUCGCUCCGCAGCAGCAGCGCGCCACUUUCACUAUGGCUUUAGCCGCAAGCAGGACGCUCUUGGCGCUAUUCGUCACGUUUUGCGCACCACGAUGCGGAUGGACAGCAGAGAAGCCCCUGAGGCCACACAGUGGGAAACAGACAUCUGUGGACAGGGGCCUGAGGGAGAGCUGGGAGCCUUCUAUCCAUCUGGAUGGAAGACCUGUGGACCGCUUCGUCAUCAGCUCCAGCAAACCCACGAGGUCUCACCGCUUCACUAGAGUGGGAAAGGACAGUCGCUCUCACCUACUGGAGGAUGUAGACCCCGACUGGGUUAACCUGGAUGGCUUUGCUGUGUUGGGUGGUGCACCUGUCAGCAACUCAUCAGCAGGUCCAGCCAGGUCUCCACAAAGAUCUACCAGAAAUCAGCCCUUCGUACAACGGGCCGCCAGGGCGGGCAGAACAGCUCACCCAUUGGGCGUGUCUAACACCAGGACACACAGGAGGGCCCCUCAGUCCUCUUCGGGCCCCAGGCAGCCUGAGAGAGCUUCUGCUGGAGCCCCCCCACUUGAAAGAAGACGCCAACAUCACACAAAGCCUCAAUCUGACCAGAGGAACCGAAACACACAAAAACUAACAUCUGAGUCCGUUCAUGUGGUGUCACUGCAGGCACAGAAGGCCCAGGGCCAGAGCGCAUCGGCUAACAGAGCGGUCGCAACCAAAACAACCACACCAGAGCCACCAGAGUACGAGGCACGGGACAUCAGUGUCAGGGUCAUGUCUCCACAGUCAGUUCUCAUCUCCUGGAUUGACCCUGCUGUUGAGAUGGGGAAGGUGGACCCCGGGACAUCCAGAGCUUAUACAGUCAGGUACAGGGAAAAGGGUGAGUCAGCACGCUGGGAGUACAAGGACAGUCCUCAGAGGAGACUGAUGAUCGACACCCUGUCGGCUGACAGCAUGUACGAGUUCUCUGUCAGAAUCUCUCAGGAAGAAAAUCACGGGAAGUGGAGCGUCUCCGUCUUUCAGAGGACCCCUGAGUCAGCACCAUCUGGUCCACCAGAGAACUUUGAGGUCAAGCCACUACGAGGGAAAGGAACCGCCGUCAUUGCAACAUGGGAUCCACCUGAAGAGCCAAAUGGGAGGAUACGAGACUACAUCCUGUCUUAUGCUCCUGCUAUGAAGCCAUUUGGAAUGAAAAGUAUAACGUACCGUGGCAGCACCAUGACAGCCACCAUAGAUGGCCUCACGCCAGGGGAGAGGUACAUCUUCAAGAUUAAAGCCACCAACAGACGAGGACAGGGGCCUCAAAGCAAAGCCUUCAGUGUUGCCAUGCCAGGAUCCACCAGUGCUGCCUCAUCACUACCCAAAACCAAGGACAGCCGCAGGACUAGCCAUACACCAUCCAGGCAAGAUACCAACCCUGAUGAGUCUGAUGUCCAGUCAACAGAAGUACAAGAAGAACCAACCACACCCCCUCAGCCACGCCCUGCUGUACCUUUCAACAGGCGUGUACGCCCACUAUCCCAGACACGCUCCUACCACAGCAUCUUCUCCUCUGUAAGGGGCUCGGUCAGGAACACAGCAAACAGAGGGUCAUCCAGAGGAAGAGCUCAAGAUAGAGAGAAGGAGGAAGAAGAAGCAAAAAUACCAACAACACCACCUCCAGUAGUGGAGACAACAACCAUGGAGGUUGUACCAGAGACAAAAGAACCAGACAACAAUGUUGCCCCUGAAUCUGAGGAUGAAGAGCAAUAUGAUGAAGAGCCCCUGACUACUGACACCCCCAGCCUCAAAGUUAUGAUGCCCUCCCCCACCAAACCUGCAGCCACUCACCCCAAACCACCGGCCAGGAGGCCCAUUAAAGUGAGGGUCCAUCAAAAACCAGGAUCCAAAACUGCUUCCUCCUCAUCAUCCACCUCUUCAUCUUCAUCUGCAUCAUCUUCAGCCACCUCCUCUUCCUCUGAUUCCUCCUCGUCAUCUACCUCUUCAUCUUCAUCUUCAUCUGCAUCAUCUUCUUCAUCUUCUGCCACCUCCUCCACUUCUGAUUCCACCUCAUCAUCCUCACCUUCUACAACCUCAUUAUCCUCCUCUUCACAUAGCCAAGAGUCAGCAGCCAGUAGGAAAGAUUAUGUGGCGUCCACAUAUCCAGAGAGCAAAAACACGUAUGAUAAGCCUGGCAUAACUCAUGCAAAACCCUCCACUACAGUUGUAAAAGAAAUGGAGGCUACAUCUGUAGGAAGAGGCUCAGCUUCAGCAGGGCGCAACAAUGGGUUUGCUUAUGGUUCUAGAUAUGGUUACAGUCGAAGACAUCCAGGAAUUUUAUUUAGAGGGAAUUCAACUCGAAUGCUGAAUGGUCAUAAACCUUCCAUCACCUCACAGGUGAAUUCACCUAGCAGAACUCCAAAUCAAGCAACAUCAAACACACAUAGUUCAGAAACAUCACAGUCCACCUCACCAGACACCACUCAAAACCACAGAACAUCAAAUACUUUCAAUUCUGCAACAUCCAGGUCUCCUUCAGGAAGUGGAACCCACAGCCAGGCAACAUCAGAUCCAUAUAACCUGGAUAAUCUGCAGUCCAAAUCAGAGUCUAGCUCUCAAGGGUCUACAACUUCACAGAGCUCAGGCACCAAUCCAUCCACUGCACAGAGCAGUUCAAACCAGCCAUCUGUCACAGACACAUCACGCUCAUCUCAAUCAACUUCACACAGAGGAUCUCACGGGUCUACAACUCCACACAACACACAGAGUUCACACACAUCACCUGAACAAGACACAACAAUCAGAGAGGGUAAUGAGGACAGUUAUCAUAAGAACACAGAUUCAGAGGUAACCAAAGUUGAGGACCCUACUUCAAGCUCUAAACCACAACCAACUGAGGAGGAGAGAAGAGUGGAAGAGGGAAGGGAGGUGAGCAGUAAUGAUAAACGGACAGUUCCUCGUACAGGAAUUAGUCGCUCUUUUGCAGAGAGGUUCCCUUGGCUUGCUAGUCGUUACCCAGGCAGGUUCGGUUCAGUGACAAGAACGUCAUCUUCCAGGCAGGAUGGCAGGACUCCUUUGACCAGGACUUCAUCCUCUGUCGGGGCUGGCACACCUGUCUUGACAGGGACACCGACUAGGGUUUCAGGGGCCACAGGUGCUGCAGGAGUGUCCAGGAUUCAGGAGACUAGUGAAGAUCUGAAAACACCCUCCAUUCAUGACUCGCUGAAGGAUGGAGUCACAGCAGGUUCAGCUAAGCCUUCUUUGACCAAUCAACAAACAGCAUCUAGCGUCCCUAGAAUCCCAACUACUUCAUUCUCUUCAUCUUCAUCCUCUUCGUCUUCAGCAGCCACUUCUUCAAACUCCAAUUCACAUCAUUCCUCAAACGGACACAGAGACUCAAAUACGCCCGUUCAUCGAGGAACCACCAAUGGCAAUAAUAAUGAUCAUGAUAAGGAUUAUCUUGAUGAGAGGAGUAGAGAAACCAGUGGAAAAAAUGACAGACUCACAGACCCCACAGCGGCCCACAAGAAUCCUAUAACUUCAGUUUAUCCUCAGAGAAACGUAGAGGACAAUCAGAGUGUGGAUACUUCUUCCAGGACAAGACCUGGAUCACCAUCUGGAGUCUCGCCAACUCAUCGUCGUCCUGGUGUAGGUGUGAACGGGAGGGUACGCUCUCCUCUGCUGGCUAACAGGCAGGCUGGUGGAUCUAGGAUUCCCAUCAGACCACAGUCAGCACAGAACUCAAGGCUUGGCUCUGGUUCAUCAUCAUCAUCAUCAACUGAUUCCUCUUCUUCCUCAAAUGUGCCCAAGCCUGUUUUAACCUCAGAUCGUGAUGCUGGCAGUGGUACCACCGUGACGAAGACAGGGGGAUUAAUUGGCGGCAACUCUCAGUCCAUAUCGUCAUCCUCAGCAUCUUCAUCCUCAUCUAGAGACAGGAUUUUGGGCCAAGGAGGUAGGACUCGCUAUCCCAUUGUCAGAGGAAAACCAACCAAUGGAGGGCAACUCAAGCCUGGCAAUGGAAAUGGUAAAAAUGGACGACCAAAUCUGACAGCAACAAAUGAGAAAGAAUCGUCCCCCUCUCAUGGAACCAGCAAGGCCGUUGGUCAAAAGUUUAUCACUGGACCUGAUGGAACCAAAUGGGUCAUAGAUUUGGAGCAGGGAGUUCUUAUGAACCAGGACGGACAAGUUCUCCAGGACUCUCAGGGCAAACCCAAGAGAGUUGUGCUUGGAGAAGAUGGACGCACGAUUUUUGACCUCAUGGGCAGUCCUCUGGUAAAUCAAGAUGGUAUGGCUCUGUUUGGCCACGGCAGAGAUAGCCGGCCUGUGGUAAACCCCAAAGACAAGGUCCUCAUGAUUGGAGGGAAACCUGUUCUUGGCUUGGACCUUCCUCACCUCAGGACGACCACCGCCACCACCACCACUACCACUACCACCACCACCCUGGCUCCUACCACGACACCUGAACCCACCACAACUGAAUGGUUCAUAGAGGAGUCUACCACUGCACUACCAUUCCCAACCUGUCCACCUGGAACCUUCUCCAAAACAGAUGAAUAUGGGUAUCCAUUGCUUGACCCAGAGGGAAUAUUGGACUGUUAUCCAGAAGAGGAAUCCUCAGGGAUGGAAAUGGACCACAUGGUUACAGUGACCAUGGUGCCUGAUGCUUUAGCUCUUGAGAAAGAUGAGCUUUUUGUCCGGACCACCAUGCCACCCACAACUACCACUACUGCCACCACCACUACCACAGAGAUCCCUGCUCCAGUGCCAGAAACCAGACGCAACAACAAAGGCCCUUCAUCAGAGUAUGACCUCAGUGGGAAGAAGAGAUUCACAGCUCCCUAUGUGGACUACAUCCGGAAGGACCCGGGUGCUCCAUGCUCCUUGACGGAGGCUCUGGAGUUUCUUCAGGUCGACGUCCUGGAAGACCUGAUAGAGAAGGACAGCCUGGCAGCCAAUCAGAAGCAACCGCCCAAAAACAAGCCUCAUAACUUCACUGUGGUUGCUAUGGAGGGCUGCCACUCGUUCAUCAUCCUGGACUGGGCCCGCCCACUGAAGGACGACAUGGUGUCAGGCUACAUGGUCCACAGUGCUUCAUAUGACGACGUCCUCAACAACAGAUGGUCCUCUAGAGCCUCCAGUGGGACCCACCUGCCUGUGGAGAACCUCAAACCCAACUCUAGGUACUACUUCAAGGUGCAGGCCAAGAAUGUGUUUGGUUUGGGACCCAUCAGCGAGACGCUCACCUAUGUCACCGAAUCAGACGAUCCUCUUCUCAUCGAACGGCCGCCUGGUGGGGAACCGAUCUGGGUUCCCUUCACCUUCAAGUAUAACCCAGCCCACAGCACCUGUAAGGGCAGCCAGUACGUCAAGCGGACGUGGUACCGGAAGUUCGUCGGUGUGGUUCUGUGCAACUCGCUGCGAUACAAGAUCUUCAUGGGAGAUGGCCUCAGAGAGCCAUUUUACAGUAUAGGAGACACGUUCGGCCAGGGAGAGGACCACUGCCAGUUUGUGGACUCCUACAGGGACGGGAGGACCGGCCCGGCAUACCUCUCAAAUGCUCUGCCCUCAGCACAAGGAUUUUAUCGUGCAUACAGACAGGAGCCAGUCACAUUUGGAGUCAUCGGCCGGCGCACGCCCCAUCCAUUCGUCGGCUGGUAUGAAUGCGGGGUACCAAUCCCCGGGAAGUGGUAACAAAGGAGGAGGAGGAGACGUUGUUACCGAGGGCAACCCUUCCGCAUCCUGCUGCAGGCGCUUACCGUCACUGGUCCUGCCCUUAAAAAGAGACUUUUGCCUGCCACGAUGAAAAGAAAGACACCACUACGAUUUUAUUACAGCUUUACAGAAAGAGAAUAUAGUACUUUAAAACAACUCAGUGUAUAUCAUUACCAUGCACUUUUUAUACAAAGCAGUCUGUAUAUGAGGGGAUAAAAGAAGCAUGUGUGCGCUAGCUUAGUUUCACUCUUGUCCUUACCAAAAGUGUCCUUACCAACUAUACGAGAGACCGGUCCUCACCCAGUGUUAUUUAUCUCAUCAGGAAUGCACACACAUGGUCAAACUUUUGACAUUGGACCAAAGCACAUGCUACAAAGCAAAACUGUAAGAAUGGACACUUAAGGAGUUGUAUAGGUCUGUUAAUUUUCAGUUGUGAGAUUUGUAUUUCAUAAUGUAACGGCUUCCGACAGCUGCAUUUUGUUUGUUUAUUUGUGUGUUUAAACCAUCAUACUGUUUGGGGUUUUUUUUUUUUACACCCUUUUGGUAUCCCCCGGAAUUCAUUAAAAGUUACUGUGUAAGUUUUGUAUGUAAUAUGGACAAAGAAUAAAAUAACCAAAUAUUUGCUCAGGAACUGUGGGAGAUUGAAUAAAGGUGCUAUGGAAACCACAGCAAUCCAAAAA
Messenger RNA from Acanthopagrus latus (yellowfin seabream), 6666 nucleotides. RefSeq names its product fibronectin type III domain containing 1 (gene fndc1). The record is from RefSeq and is a predicted model, not a curated record. The transcript is spliced from 22 exons. NCBI's taxonomy places the organism in Eukaryota, Metazoa, Chordata, Actinopteri, Spariformes, Sparidae. Gene Ontology annotation, molecular function: protein binding. The coding region runs from base 347 to 5965 and encodes 1872 amino acids.